Westerdykella ornata is the source of this 951-nucleotide messenger RNA. RefSeq lists its product as uncharacterized. The record is from RefSeq and is a predicted model, not a curated record. The transcript is spliced from 3 exons. The coding region runs from base 1 to 951 and encodes 316 amino acids. NCBI's taxonomy places the organism in Eukaryota, Fungi, Ascomycota, Dothideomycetes, Pleosporales, Sporormiaceae.
AUGAGCGCUCCAAUCCCUGAAAGCACUUUGCAAGCCGUUGGCAAGCUGGCCCGGCUGCUGUGGCGUCUCGUGAGAGACGAGGACGACCCCAUCACCGCUGAAAGACUCGACGAGGACUUUGUAUGGCAAACGACCAUGGUCACGGAGAGAGAGCGUGAAGAAGCUCUGUGUGCAGCCCGCGAGGAGGAGGAUUACGGCAACCCGCUACAGGCCUACGACCAUCCUGUCUACCUCGUGGCAGGCCCACGGCAGAGCGAGGAGCAGCAGCACGCCGAGCCCCUACCCAAAGCGGUACGGCGUGGCCUGAAGGACGGGCUCCGCUGUGAGAAGGCCACCUUUUGCCUGCUCGUAUUGGUGUUCAGAGUCGUGACCUCUCUCGACUCCUCCGCAAAUGUAGAGUGGCUGACCGUCUACCCACGGCCGAAUUUCGCCAUCAUCCAUGAGCGCAAUCGCCCCUUCCAGAACAUCGUCCAUUCCGUGAUUCGAAUCACCCUGGGAACAGGGAAGAUCUUCAUCCUCGACCUCACAGGAGCACAAUACGGACACAGUUCCGCGCGUGUGUACGCCUGGGAAAAGUACAAAAAGGACUUUGUCGCCAAGCCCAACGAGCGAACAGGGCCUCGGUGGUGGGUGGGGCCGCCCACAGGUAUCACACAUGGGUUGAUAAGUAAAUGGGGCAGAUAUUCAGGAGCAUUUCGUCUCGCGUACAGCGAGUGGAUCCAAGGGUUCGCAAACGGAGCGGAUUGGUGGAGGCAAGUGAGCUCGCUGAGUGAAGCAACUCUCGAGCAGCAUCUCCAGAGGUGCGUCGACCUGGCAAGGGACAGGGUCAAGGUUGUGCAGCGGGAGCUUGCGAAGGCAGACGCCGCCGAGAGAAGUCGGAGAGCCAGUGAGGCCGAGAGAGGAGCGGAACUGCCGGGCGAUGCCAAUGAAGGUGUUGAUGAAAGGUUCUGA